Messenger RNA from Emericellopsis cladophorae, 1407 nucleotides. RefSeq lists its product as uncharacterized. The record is from RefSeq and is a predicted model, not a curated record. The transcript has a single exon. Gene Ontology annotation, biological process: dolichol-linked oligosaccharide biosynthetic process; protein N-linked glycosylation. Gene Ontology annotation, molecular function: UDP-N-acetylglucosamine-dolichyl-phosphate N-acetylglucosaminephosphotransferase activity. Gene Ontology annotation, cellular component: membrane. Lineage: Eukaryota; Fungi; Ascomycota; Sordariomycetes; Hypocreales; Bionectriaceae. The coding region runs from base 1 to 1407 and encodes 468 amino acids.
AUGGCUUCCUCCAGCCGCAACGAGCUCUCCCGCAACGAAACCCUCUCCCUCCUCGCCCUCUCCGGCGCAUCCCUCCUCAUCAUCGCCAACACAUUCCAAGGCGAUGGCGAGCCCCUCAUCGCCUCCCUCGCCCUCUCCCUCCUCGCCUUCGCCCUCGCCUACGCCAUGAUCCGCUGGCUCGGCCCCCGCUUCGUCCAGGCCGGCUUCAGCGGCCACGACAUGGGCAAGACCAGCCGGCCCCUGCUGCCCGAGUGCAUGGGCGCCAUCUGCGCCGUCGUCUACCUGCUCGCCGUCAUCGUCUUCAUCCCCUUCCCCUUCUACAAGGACAUUGUCGCCGCCACCAGCGGCGGCGGCAACAGGGACGUUGUCCUCCACCUCGAGUACGUCAACCAGGGCCGCUUCCUCCACCGCUUCCCGCACAACAAGCUCGCCUCCUACCUCGGCGCCAUCAUCUCCCUCCAGACCAUCGCCCUCCUCGGCAUUGGCGACGACCUCUUUGACAUUCGCUGGCGACACAAGUGGUGGAUUCCCGGCCUCGCCUCCAUCCCCCUCCUCGUCGUCUACUUUGUCGACUUUGACGUCACCUCCAUCGUCCUGCCCAUCCAACUCCAGCCCUACCUCGGUGAGCUCUUCGACCUUGGGCCCCUCUACUAUCUCUACAUGGCCUGCGUCGCCAUGUUCUGCCCCCAGAGCAUCAACAUGCUCGCCGGCAUCAACGGCAUCGAGGUCUCCCAGUGCCUCGUCAUCGCCCUCCUCCUCGCCUUCAACGACGCCCUCUACCUGCUCACCCCCUACCCUCAUCCCGCCACCGACUCUCACCUCUUCUCCCUCUACCUCCUCCUCCCCUGGAUCGGCGUCUCCGCGGCGCUGCUCGUCCACAACUGGUAUCCCGCCCGCGUCUUCGUCGGCGACACCUACUGCUACUUCUCCGGCAUGGUCUUCGCCGUCGUCGGCAUCCUCGGCCACUUCUCCAAGACCCUCGGCCUCCUCCUCGUCCCCCAGAUCUUCAACUUCCUAUACUCCUGCCCCCAGGUUUUCGGGCUCCUCCCUUGUCCCCGCCACCGCCUCCCCCGGUUCAAUGCGCGGACCGGCCUGCUCGAGCCCUCGACCACGCCCUGGUCCCCGGACCGCCAGCCGCACCCCCUCGUCGCGCGGGGCCUGCGCCUCAUGGCCGGGCUCAAGCUGGUCGCCGUCACCUACGAUAAGGAUGGUCUCUUCACCGAGACCUCCAACUUCACCAUCCUCAACCUGUGGCUUGUCUGGAGGGGUCCGCUCAGGGAGGAUCGCCUGGCCUGGGAGGUCACCCUGUUCCAGGCCGCAGUCGGCCUGUUCGGCCUGUUUGUGAGGCACAAGCUUGCCCUGCUCGUCUUUAAGGAAGACAACUGGGGCACCGCUGUCGACAAAUAA